Molecule: messenger RNA, 1225 nt
Organism: Diabrotica virgifera virgifera (western corn rootworm)
Lineage: Eukaryota; Metazoa; Arthropoda; Insecta; Coleoptera; Chrysomelidae
Product: regucalcin-like
Exons: 5
Coding region: 195-1145 (316 amino acids)
Biological process (GO): L-ascorbic acid biosynthetic process
Molecular function (GO): gluconolactonase activity; calcium ion binding
Source: RefSeq, a predicted model, not a curated record
AAAAGAAUGAACGCAGAUUUCUUGAGACGAGUUUACAGUCCUAAAAUGGUUACUAACUUUGAUAAGUAAUUAACCUCUUUACCAGCUUAAUUAAAAGUGCAACAAGUUCAUUUAUUCACUAAUUAAUUUUUUAUUCCAAAUCUACUUAAUCACCGUGUACUAGUCUUUAAAAUUCAUUUAUUUCAAACCACGUUAUGGCUCCUGUGGUGGAAAAACUUCUGUCGGGGUUUCUGUUGAGUGAAGGUCCGCAUUGGGAUGAUAAAAAACAAUGUUUAUAUUUUGUGGAUAUAUUAAAAAGUACCAUCAAUAGAUACGUACCCAGUACUAAAGAACAUACUUGGGCAAAGCUUGAUGAUCAUAACGUCUCCCUAAUAAUACCGGUGAAAGAUAGAGAAAACCAUUUUCUUGUAGCUUUAGACAGAUCUGUCUGUUUGGUAAAUUGGGACGGUCAAAGCAAGCAAGUCACCAAGAUUGAGAGACUUGUUGAAGUAGAAGAAGGUACAGAACAUGUAUUGAACGAUGGGAAAUGUGAUUACACUGGAAGAUUAUGGAUAGGCACCAUGGGAGCAGCUGCGAAAGCAUUACAAAAUCUGCAAGACGGACAAGGAGCAUUUUAUAGUAUAUCUAAUAAAACGGUCCAGUUACAUAGAGAUAAUGUUGGUUGUUCAAAUGGACUUGCAUUUGACUACAAGCUGAAGAAAUUGUACUAUAAUGAUUCGUUAAGAGGGACUCUAGAUGAAUAUGAUUUUGAUAUUGAAAGUGGAACUAUAUCUAACUUAAACUAUGUUUUGAAAAGUUUCGGUGAUGACUCAUCGGAUAAUGAAGUGCUAGUUUUGGAUCCCGAAGAGUUUUCUGGAGUAUGUGAUGGUGUGACUAUUGAUUCUGAAGGAAAUCUCUGGGUUGCGAUUAUUGGUUCAUCAAAAAUAGUGCAGAUAAAACCAGGCAAACCGGCAACUAUAUUGCAAUCUGUGGAGCUUCCAACUCCUCAAAUAACCUCUCUAGCAUUUGGGGGUCCUAAUCUAGACGAGCUCUACGUUACAAGUGCAAAUUUUAGCUCUCAACCAAAAGGAGAAAGUCCUGGAUGUUUAUUUAGAGUAACAGGACUAAAUUGCAAAGGAGUGCCUGCUGACGAAGCAGUGAUAUAGGAAAAAAUGUCAGCUAAAAUGAAUAUUUCGUUAACAAAAAUGUAAUUUUUCAAUAAAUAUUUGACAAAAAAAGGUUUUUA